This is a messenger RNA of Didymosphaeria variabile, 1074 nucleotides long. RefSeq lists its product as uncharacterized. NCBI's taxonomy places the organism in Eukaryota, Fungi, Ascomycota, Dothideomycetes, Pleosporales, Didymosphaeriaceae. The coding region runs from base 1 to 1074 and encodes 357 amino acids. The transcript has a single exon. The record is from RefSeq and is a predicted model, not a curated record.
AUGCCGCACCCGUCUAUGGACGCCACCGGCUACUACCAGAUGGAUUAUGUCCAACAUGACAUCGACCGUGUUCGAUGUUUCGAGAUGGGCGCCAUAUCUUUCACAAUCUAUGCUCGCCAGGAGUUCCUCAGCAACGGGCUGCUAGACCUCCGAGACGAGCGCGCGAACGCUUGUCCUGAAGACGGAGACAACUGCCCAAUCUGCAUCGAACCAUUCGACCUAGCAACCGAAGCGGGCCUCGACAACAAUGUGGAAGUCAUUGCUGGGUGUGGCCAUAUCUUUCAUUUCUCGUGUCUGUGGACUUGGUUGAACAGUCCAGAGGCUCCGAUCGCUUCAUGCCCGAUGUGUAGGCGCGAACUGUUCCCGAACCCUCACUACAUGGGCGACUGGGCUGAGGUUCCACGAGUCGACGUACCUUGGGGUCACCUUAUUCGGAUCUCGGAUAAUAUGGCACACACAAUUACGGCGCUCGCAGACGUACGUGCUAAACUUGUGCACUCAGACGAUGUGAAUGCUCGUUUGGCGGAGGCAGAAUCUCUGGCGGCUCAGCUACGGCCCUUGUUCAUUCGGUAUGAGCAAAUCGAGCGCCAGAUAGGGGCGGUCUGUGAUAACGACCUGGAUGCGUGGAACGAGUUGGACCUUGAAUCUGAUAGGAUCUAUGACACGCUGCGCCACCUGAUGCGUCGAGUGGAUGAAAUCGUCGCGGAGAUCUAUGCUUCCGAGAUUGACGCUCCGGAUGCACUACCCGUGCCACCUGCCCCGGUCAACGCGGCUGUCAUCGCUCGCAUCGAUGCUGCACUCGUUCGCGUACCUAACAUGCCAGAGAACUAUGAGCCAACCAUCGAGCCUGAGUAUUAUCCCCUCUUUCACCUCAAUGCUCUGAGGGAGCAGCGAACAUCAUUGGGGGUUCGCUUCAUGCAGCUUCAACAACAGGCGAAGGAGCUCAAUGAUCGUGGCGAGCCUGUUCCACAAGAGCUGGAGAAUGAGAUCGACCAGGCGGAGGAGACUCUAAGGGAGAUUCGACGCCAGAUAGACCUGAUCGAGAACUAUCCUUAUCAGAUGUCGGAAAUGUAG